GCUCAUCAUCAACUUGAAAUGAAUGUCCUUGACAUAAAAGACACGCGCCACCGGUGCACGCGCGUGUGCGUGCACUGGUUAACGCGCUGCCUCGCGCUUCUGAUCGUGGAAGACGACAUGAAAUGGUGGGAUCCCCGAGUCUCCAGAGGCCUGAAAGCUGUGUCCAUCGUGCCUGAGUAACCAUUGCAUUGGAGAAAACGUGCACUGUCUUUGGAGGCCACUGUUGAAAAUAUGUGGUGAAACACAUUUUUCUUCUUGCUAUUCUAUAGAAUUGUCAGAGUUUCCUAACUUCAAAGUAUUUCUACACAGCGAGAGGUGCAUGAAAUUAAAUAUGUGUGGAGAUCAUGCUGAUUAAGUGAGCUAAGAGGAGGCUCCUUUAAUGCCGAUACAGUGAGCAGCAGAGAUGCGAGACGAGCUGUUCUGGCGUGGUUCGUGGGAUGGUGGUCGCGUGCAAGGGCCGAGAAGGAAGAGGCGCCCUACAGCAAUGCAUGGGAGUGGCCAUCGCACUUCUGAAGGUGGAGGCCGCAGCCCUGGCCACUUGGUGAGGAUGCCUGCCCCCUACACUGCGUUCAGCACCCCCAGAGCCAACUCUGCUGGCAGUGGUGUUGGCAGAGGCAGAAGUGAACCGGUGACCUGCAGCCGGUCCAUUGUCAUCCAAGACGUGUGGGCCUCUAACCUGGAGGAUGCUUUCCACACCAUCAGGCACAUGGUCCAGCGGUACAACUACAUUGCCAUGGACACAGAGUUUCCAGGGGUGGUGGCACGCCCUAUUGGGGAGUUCCGCAGUGCAGCAGAUUACCAGUAUCAACUUCUUCGAUGCAAUGUAGACCUGCUCAAGAUCAUCCAGCUUGGUCUCACCUUUCUCGAUGAAGCUGGCAAUACAGCCCCAAACUGCUGCACCUGGCAGUUCAACUUUAAGUUCAAUCUUAUGGAAGACAUGUAUGCACAAGACUCAAUCGACCUACUAACUAACUCAGGCAUACAGUUCAUGAAGCACAAAGAGGAUGGCAUUGACCCGUACGAGUUCGCACAACUUUUCAUGACUUCGGGUGUGGUCUUCUCUGAGAAUGUCAGGUGGCUCACUUUUCAUAGUGGGUACGACUUCGGUUACUUGCUCAAGUUGUUGACUUACAAGCACCUUCCUGCAGAUGAGAUUGAGUUUUUUGAACUUCUGCAGAUCUUCUUCCCAGCCAUCUAUGAUGUCAAGUAUCUCAUGAGGGGCUGUAGAACCCUACGAGGAGGCUUACAGGAUGUAGCCAACCAACUUCGCGUGGAACGUGUUGGACAGCAGCAUCAGGCAGGCAGUGACAGCUUGCUCACUGCCGCGGCCUUUUUCAAGAUGCGACAAGUGUUCUUUAACAACACCAUUGAUGAUGCCAAGUACUGCGGGCAUCUCUAUGGCCUGGGCCCAUCAUUCAGCUCGAAUGGUGGUAGCUUGUACAUUGUUGAGUAUGACGAUUGCACUGCCCAGCCUGCAUCCUCCUUCACAAAAUUUGUAUCUUGAUGGCCUUCGUGGUGCUUACCACCAGUGCACCUGCUCCUCUUCGAAAGAGCCCAGCUGUGCUGUGUUGACUCUGCAUACCUAAUCAGGACCACCGGUGUGUGUUUCUCAAUGUCGCGCUCCCUCCUGCCGUGAACUCUGCCCUCACAGUUGCUCCACACAUGUUCUCCGUCUGCCUUCACACCAGUCUUAUGCACUGCACCACUUUCCUGGUGAUCUCAUCUCUUUUCUCUAUAUUCCACCCUCAUCCGGAAAAAAAAAUUUGUUGUUCUUCUUGCA
Molecule: messenger RNA, 1780 nt
Organism: Dermacentor albipictus
Lineage: Eukaryota; Metazoa; Arthropoda; Arachnida; Ixodida; Ixodidae
Product: CCR4-NOT transcription complex subunit 7-like
Cellular component (GO): CCR4-NOT core complex; CCR4-NOT complex; P-body
Molecular function (GO): poly(A)-specific ribonuclease activity; nucleic acid binding
Source: RefSeq, a predicted model, not a curated record